GACCGGAACUUCUCGUUAGAGAGAAACAAACCAAGGGAAAAGCUUCUGUGUGAAACUCGCGGGAAAGGGGAAGAAGGAAGAAGCGAACCCUAAGAAAUGGCAGAGAAAUUGGCUCCAGAAAAGCGCCAUAGCUUUCUCCACAACGGUCAGGAAGUGUUUGAAUGGGAUCAGACUCUGGAGGAGGUUAAUAUGUAUAUUAAUUUGCCUCCAAAUGUUCAUUCAAAGCAAUUCUACUGCAAGAUUCAGUCUAGACAUGUCGAGCUUGGGAUUAAGGGGAAUCCUCCUUAUCUCAAUCACGAACUUACUUGCCCUGUGAAGACGGAUUCGUCUUUCUGGACGCUAGAGGAUGGCAUAAUGCACAUUACACUGCAGAAGAGGGACAAGGGUCAGACAUGGGCUUCUCCCAUACAGGGUCAGGGUCGUCUUGAUCCUUACUCCACUGAUCUUGAGCAGAAGCGUCUUAUGCUCCAAAGGUUUCAGGAGGAGAACCCUGGAUUUGACUUCUCACAAGCUCAGUUUUCGGGCAACUGUCCCGAUCCAAGGACCUUCAUGGGUGGAAUUCACUCAGAUUGACAACUAUAGUUCGUGGCAUUUAUAACUUGCAUGGGCAUGACACUCUAUUAAUCCUCAGUAAAUAAUGUAGGUUUUCUCCUGGUCUUGAUUUAUGCAAUCCCUGUAAUAGCUGCUAUUGUGGAAGGGAAAUUUACCGAGUCUGCGCGCAAUAGCUGCAAUGAAUUAAAAAGAUUUAGUUGAUAUAUAUUUAUCUACCAAAUACUUUGUAUUAUAAGCUUUUAACCUUCUAUUUGGUUUGAUAUAAACAAAACUAUGUCCUAGAGGUCUA
This is a messenger RNA of Cucurbita moschata (crookneck pumpkin), 841 nucleotides long. RefSeq names its product nudC domain-containing protein 2-like. Gene Ontology annotation, biological process: protein folding. The transcript is spliced from 5 exons. Gene Ontology annotation, cellular component: cytoplasm. Bases 97 to 573 code for a protein of 158 amino acids. The record is from RefSeq and is a predicted model, not a curated record. NCBI's taxonomy places the organism in Eukaryota, Viridiplantae, Streptophyta, Magnoliopsida, Cucurbitales, Cucurbitaceae.